Bombus pyrosoma is the source of this 521-nucleotide messenger RNA. It is a transcript of the gene Burs, whose product is annotated as bursicon. Lineage: Eukaryota; Metazoa; Arthropoda; Insecta; Hymenoptera; Apidae. Gene Ontology annotation, molecular function: BMP binding; receptor ligand activity. The transcript is spliced from 3 exons. The annotation marks the transcript as partial. Gene Ontology annotation, biological process: animal organ morphogenesis. The record is from RefSeq and is a predicted model, not a curated record.
UGUGUAGUAGGUGCCAGCGUUUUAAUAUGCCUGCUAAGCGAAACUGCAGAAGCUCUUAUAGGCGUUGAUGAAUGUCAAGCAACUCCAGUUAUUCACUUCUUGCAAUAUCCAGGAUGUGUUCCAAAACCAAUUCCUAGUUAUGCUUGUAGAGGACGUUGUAGCAGUUACCUACAGGUAUCUGGAUCAAAAAUUUGGCAAAUGGAGAGGAGUUGCAUGUGUUGUCAAGAAAGCGGUGAACGAGAGGCCAGUGUAUCCUUAUUUUGUCCAAGAGCCAAACCAGGCGAAAAGAAAUUCCGAAAGGUAAUUACCAAGGCGCCUUUAGAAUGUAUGUGUAGACCAUGCACUAGUGUAGAAGAAUAUGCAAUUAUCCCACAAGAGAUCGCUGGAUUUGCCGAUGAAGGCCCGUUUACGACCUCUGCGCAUUUUAGAAGAUCUUCCGACUUGCAGUAAUUCUUUUAUCAAACUUUAUAUUGUGAAAUUAACAAAAUAAAAGAAAAUAUUAAAGAUAAGAAAUACUUUAU